This is a messenger RNA of Sciurus carolinensis (gray squirrel), 2044 nucleotides long. It is a transcript of the gene Arl6ip6, whose product is annotated as ADP ribosylation factor like GTPase 6 interacting protein 6. The transcript has 4 exons. The coding region runs from base 568 to 1314 and encodes 248 amino acids. NCBI's taxonomy places the organism in Eukaryota, Metazoa, Chordata, Mammalia, Rodentia, Sciuridae. The record is from RefSeq and is a predicted model, not a curated record.
GAGGCGGAGGGGGAAGAAGGCGUGUCGAGUAGCGUGGAGGGAAGUUGUGAUAGGGGCGGGUAGAACAACGCGAAAGGCAGAAAGUGGGUAGGUGAGGCAGUGCGAGAGCGCCGGGCGGUGAGCUCCUGUUAAGCUCCUGUUAGCGGGGAGGCUAAAGAAGAGUGUGAGCGUAGAGAAUAAAAAAGAAGAAAGCAAACGGUUAGAAAACGUGUAUCAGAGUGGCAUGGGCGGGCGCUAGGACCCGGCGUCUAGAAGAUGCGGCUUUGGGGCUGCCAGGGUUCGCGCUUGCCUGGAGGCAACGCAGCAGUGGCAGAGGUCUUUGGCCGGGACGAAACGCUGCAGGGAGGGGUGACUUGUCUGCUUCCGGCCUCGGCUUGACUUUCCCUGCGCGCUAUCUUGUAUCCCUUCCCGCCUUUUGAGCCGGGAUAGAGCAGCGAUUUGGGGUCACACAGGCUCUCCUCCCGCUCGGCGGGACCCUUUUGGCUCCACCGCCCACCCUUUGGCACCCUUGCGCGCCUGGGCCUGGUGGUAGAGGCCAAGGCGUAGCCAGGCUGCUGAUUGGCGAGGAUGAGGGCGGGGCGGGGCAGUGGGGAACGCUGGGCCUCCGCCUUUCUGUGGUUGUUUCCCGCCAUGUCGUUUGUAGAGAGUGGCGGGCGUUCGGCUCCUCGGCGUGGCGGUCUCGGCAACCCAGCACCGGUCUCUCGGCCUGUGUAUUCUGUUUUCACUCAGGGGGACAGUUGGGGUGAAGGUGAAGUUGAUGAGGAGGAAGGAUGCGACCAAGUGGCCCGCGACUUGCGAGCGGAGUUCUCGGCCGGGGCGUCGUCGGAGCCCAGAAGGGGCCCCCAGCUUCUCCCGCCGGACGGCGAUGGGUCGCCCGUCCUACCUGAUAAGCGCAAUGGUAUUUUCCCCGCUGCUACGCGGAGCCGGGCCCAGGCUCGGCGAUGGCCAGUCCAGGUCCUGUCUAUUCUCUGUUCGCUGCUGUUCGCCGUUCUCCUCGCUUUCCUUCUCGCCAUCACCUACCUGAUCGUUAAAGAAUUGCAUGCCGAGAAUUUGAAAAAUGAAGAUGAUGUAGAUACUGGACUGUUAGGAUUCUGGACUCUACUUAUAAUAUCCCUAAUUGCGGGAUUCUCCUGUUGCAGCUUUUCUUGGACAGUUACUUAUUUUGAUUCUUUUGAACCAGGAAUGUUUCCUCCUACUCCUCUUUCACCUGCCAGGUUCAAGAAACUGACUGGACAUUCUUUCCACAUGGGCUAUAGCAUGGCGAUUUUGAAUGGCGUUGUAGCUGCUCUAACUGUGGCAUGGUGCCUCAUGUGAACCCACACUGGAACGAUAUUGAUGGCAAAAUUGCAAUUAUUUUGUAAUAACAGAAAAAAAAUCAUUGCCUGCUCAGAAGACUAAGAAGUCAUUAUGUGGUUCAGAUACAUACCAUAAUCUUCAUCAUUAUGGAGAACCUUUUAAAAGAUCAUUCUAGAGUCUAGGCAUUGAGACUAUCUUAAGUAUUAAGUUUCAGGUACUUCCUUUAAAGUAUAAGAUGCUUACCUCAUCCUUUUACUUUUGUGUGUGUGGUUCUUAUAAAUAAUAGAAAACGUUUUAAUGGAAAUCCAACUUGGACACUUGAAUACAGGAUAAUGUCUACCUUUCCAUGUAUAUAUACUACAAUUUUACUAAGAAAUACUGAUAUUACUGUUUAAUUGAGAUAGAAAUAUUUCUUAUAUAUUACAUUAGGAAAACAAACUGCCUACUCUGACAUUUUAUAGAAACUACUUUUAAAUAAAAAUAUUUAGUUUUUGAUAUUCAUAUAAUAGAAGGUGCAUUUAUAUCUUUUAUGAGGCAUAGUUCCUUAUUUUUUUUUUUUACAUAUUUUCCUACUACGUUAUGAAUCUGUAUGUUUUUUAAAUUAUUGCAUCUAGACAACUUUAAAUGUUAUCUUGGCUUGUGCAAACCUAAUACCUGCCAUUUAAACUAAGUAUUUUGGGAGGGAAAAAAAAAAAAAACUAAAAAGCACAUAGAUUUAAGUUUAAAAUUAAGCAAAUUUAUUUUUAAA